This is a messenger RNA of Arvicanthis niloticus (Nile rat), 2115 nucleotides long. RefSeq names its product transmembrane protein 243 (gene Tmem243). The record is from RefSeq and is a predicted model, not a curated record. Lineage: Eukaryota; Metazoa; Chordata; Mammalia; Rodentia; Muridae.
ACCGGAGAGCCCAGGGGGACUCGCCGCACAGCGCCGGGGUCCCGCCGGCGUCUGGGGGCCACGGCUCGGGGUCGCGGCGGGUGCGGGCGCUGCCAGGAGCCGCCGCGCGCGCGCGCGGCGCGGGACGCCGAGGGCCCGGACCAUGCGUGCGCCGUGAGGGGCGGGCGUCCGGACUUCGCGAGCUGAUGCGGACUCGCUUUUGAGCGGCUGUGGACGAGCGAAGCAACCCCAAAAUGGAGGACUUUGCUACCAGGACCUACGGGACCAGCGGCCUGGAUAACAGACCUCUUUUCGGGGAGACAUCUGCCAAGGACCGAAUCAUCAAUUUAGUUGUUGGCAGCUUAACCACCUUGUUGAUUCUAGUAACACUGAUCAGUGCUUUUGUGUUCCCUCAACUACCUCCCAAACCACUGAAUAUAUUUUUUGCUGUCUGCAUCUCUUUGAGUAGUAUUACUGCCUGCAUACUUAUCUACUGGUACCGACAAGGAGACUUAGAACCGAAGUUUAGAAAUUUAAUUUACUAUAUCUUAUUUUCAAUCGUCAUGUUAUGUAUAUGUGGGAACUUGUACUUCCAUGAUGUGGGAAGGUGAGGCUGCAGAGAGGAGAUACUCACCAGGACUCUUGGAAAUCUAUGUGAAUUUAACUGCUGCAAAACAGCAUACCGAGGAAUCAUCUGCAGAAGUCUGGUACAUGAUUUUUUCAUGUUAAUUGUAAAUCUGAAUCCCCUUGUGCAAGGGGAACUGUAUCAUAGAUCUCCGCUUUCCUUUUAAAAGCUAAAACUUUCCAGCCCUCAAAUAGCAAAGAAUUUUCACUUUUGAAAAAAAUAAAUUUUUUUUUUUUUUACAAUUUAAUUGCAUGGCUCAAAAUCUUGCAUUUUAAGACAAAUACUCUUUUAUUUCUGUUAAACUGAAUAUACAAUUAUUGUUCCCUAGGCAACCAACUUUUGCUUAUUACUAUAGUUUCACAUUAAUAAACAGAUGGUGAAAAGACAACUUUGAUUGUGAAGAUCUAAUUACAAUAAUAAAUAAAAUAAUUUAUACAAGUUUCCUUUUUUUUUUUUUUUUUUUGGACUUUUCUAUAAGGAUCAUAUCAUUAAAGCCCUACAGGCUAGUUUCGGGUUUACCUUAGGAAUGACUCUUGAUUUGUUUUCUUUUGAUACAGAAGCAAACUUUGUUUUUUAAAAGUGCCUGAGGGAGAAGCUAUACUGUACCCCCACCAGGUAAUGCACUAAGUGACCAGCAUACUCUAAUACCCCUCAACUAUCUUCUGGGCAAUUUAUAUAGUAAAACGUGUAAUAAAAAGUCAUGGUUAUCAGAUACAGGCAAUGUUACCUUUCCCCUCAUUUAAUUUCACUUCCAAGUGCUAACUGUAAACUAAUGACUGGUUUCUGAUGAGGGUUGAUAACGCUUUGUUACCAGUGCGUUGUUACCACCUUAACCACAUUCCCUUUAAAAGUUAAAAAUCAAAGACCUGUAGUGAAUUUUCUUGACUCUGUAAUGCUUUGCUCUUUACCCUGCCUCAGUCAGCUCCCACUGCCAGCAAUGGGUUAACCAUCGCAUCCAACUCCCAUGAUGUUGCAUUUGGAUGCUGGUCAUGUCAUCACUGCUAAUAUAAACUGGACCAUGUGGCUAAUAUAACCUGGAUUAUAACCAGAGCAGCUUGAGUGAGGACAGAGCUCGGUGUCUAACUGUGGAGAUGAGUAUUACUGCUAAUACUUAAACCAGAGUAGUUACGCUUUGGUGAUGUAAGUAGCUGCAGUGACUGCAACCCCCUCUUGACACAAAACUUAACAAGUCUGGGCAAUUCACACUUCCUGUCCUCCAUCAUAACACAUUGUUAUAAAAUUGGACCUCAGAUGAUCUACUUAAAAGGAGGUAAAAGUGACAGCAGCAACAAUGUGCAUGGCUUAAGCACGGCAGCUACGCACAAGCCAGAGGAAUGGCAAACCAAAACUCUUGGGAUGGCUCCUUUCUUUGGAGACGGUGUAGUCACAAUGUGGCUCCUCAAUAAUCUAGUGACAGUUCACCAAGUCCUCAACAUCCUUUGAGUCUUCUGAAACAGGGCUGCCCAAAGAUGACCCGAUUAUAUUCGAUUCUUCCUGAUGGUGCUGGAGUA